Molecule: messenger RNA, 1377 nt
Organism: Microsporum canis CBS 113480
Lineage: Eukaryota; Fungi; Ascomycota; Eurotiomycetes; Onygenales; Arthrodermataceae
Exons: 2
Coding region: 1-1377 (458 amino acids)
Biological process (GO): DNA-templated transcription initiation
Cellular component (GO): RNA polymerase I complex
Source: RefSeq, a predicted model, not a curated record
AUGUCCGUGGAUGCGAUGGAUAUUGACUCGAUAUCGUCGCCAGAGAAGAAGCGCAAGGAAAAGAGUGAAUCAAAGAAACGCAAGAGGCAUGAGCAAACAGGGGAUUCAGUCGUGGUAGACGACAGCGAGAAGAAGAAGAAAAAGAAGAAAAAGGACAAACAUUCGAAAGAUGAGAAAGGUUCAAAGAAAAAUGAUGAUAAAAAGGAGGAGAAGGAAGAAGUAGCUGCGUCUCGAAAACCUCUUUCAAAAUCGACCUCGAGAGACAAAGAUACUCACACCCAUUCCUCAUCCACCGCGGACCAGCUACCUUCUUUCCACCGCGUGACAACAACACUAUACCUCCCUCUCUCACCCAUUGCCAUAUCGCCAACUCAUGCGGUUUCGUCCCUACUAGCAGAGCACAUCUCUCCCUUGCUCCUGACUUACUACCCGCCCGUCCGUGGCGUGGUACUCGCUUACUCCAACCCUUCCGUUUCAGCUACCAAGCCCACUCUCGACUCAACAUCGACAUGCACGCCGAAUCCAGAGCCACUUACUCUCGCCAAAACUGCAGGAGAAUACGGUGUCCUACACAUCUACCUAACCCUCACGUUUCUUGUCUUCCGACCUGAACGCGGCCAGACGCUCGAGGGUUGGAUCAAUGUACAAUCAGAAGACUUUUUGGGUGCCAUUGUAUUUAACCUAUUUUCCAUUGGUAUUGAGCGUCGAAGGCUGCCUGCGGACUGGAAGUGGAUAGCGCCGGGACAACAACCAGACAAGCCCAGCACAAAUACCACGACGACAACUACAUCUCCUACCUCCAGCAAGGACGAGGAGGAUGAGGAUGAGGAUGAAGCAGACUCGGAUAAAGAGAACUUCAAACCACUGGCUUCAAACAGUGAAGCGUCACAGUUCGAAGACGCAGCUUCUGCAGAGACGGGAUAUUUCCAGACACGCUCGGGCAAGCGUGUGCGUGGAACUAUUCGGUUUCGUGUCCGUGAUGUCGAUGUUAUACCGGGCAGUGAGCGGGAUAAAGGCUUCCUUAGUCUUGAAGGGACCAUGCUGAGUCGCGAGGAUGAGGAGAAGCUUGUUGCUGAAGAAAGGAGCAAGGCAUUGGGGGCAGGGAGGGCAAAGGCAGGUGAUAACUACCAUGAUCCUACGUCUAGAGAGCGUGGAGAAGAGGAGGCUGCGGAUGUGGAUGUGAGUAUGUCCGGAGCUAUUGACGAGAUACUACCCUCGACUGUGGAGAAAAAGAAGGAGAAGAAGGAGAAGAAGAAGAGCAAAAAGGAGAAGACGAGCUCUAGCUCAAAAGGCUCAAAAGUUGUUUCUCUUCAACUCUUCGACGAAGCAAUUGACGAUGACCUUAAUAUAGCCCAAACUAGACAACACGAGAUAUAA